This is a messenger RNA of Coregonus clupeaformis (lake whitefish), 3445 nucleotides long. Its product is annotated as sarcoplasmic/endoplasmic reticulum calcium ATPase 1. The record is from RefSeq and is a predicted model, not a curated record. Gene Ontology annotation, molecular function: ATP hydrolysis activity; ATP binding; P-type calcium transporter activity. The transcript has 21 exons. Gene Ontology annotation, biological process: intracellular calcium ion homeostasis; calcium ion transmembrane transport. The coding region runs from base 157 to 3138 and encodes 993 amino acids. NCBI's taxonomy places the organism in Eukaryota, Metazoa, Chordata, Actinopteri, Salmoniformes, Salmonidae. Gene Ontology annotation, cellular component: membrane.
UGUUUGCUUAUUCGCCUUUCUGUCAGUCCAGCACUCCUGCUUGUGGAGGGGUCGAAAAAACCAAGGGACCAAUACAAGUCCUAGCACCACACUUAAAACAAAGGUGCAACACAACGAAAAUCAAAAGAGCACGGCUAGACACGGCUAGUAGCAAGGAUGGAGAACGCGCACACGAAGUCGACGGCAGAAUGCCUGGCCUUCUUCGGGGUUAAGCUGGAAACCGGUCUCACCCCAGACCAAGUCAAGAGGAACCUGGCCAAGUAUGGCCCCAAUGCACUGCCAGCUGAGGAGGGUAAGACCACCUGGGAGCUGAUUGUGGAGCAGUUUGAGGAUCUGUUGGUCAGAAUCCUGCUGCUGGCUGCCUGCAUCUCUUUUGUGCUGGCUUGGUUUGAGGAAGGUGAGGAGACCGUCACUGCCUUUGUUGAGCCCUUCGUCAUCCUUCUCAUCCUUAUCGCUAAUGCUGUUGUUGGAGUGUGGCAGGAGCGUAAUGCUGAGGACGCCAUCGAAGCUCUGAAGGAGUACGAGCCUGAGAUGGGCAAAGUCUUCCGUACUGACAGGAAGAGCGUGCAGAAGAUCAAGGCCAAUGGGAUGGUUCCUGGUGAUAUUGUGGAGGUGUCCGUCGGUGACAAAGUCCCCGCUGACAUCAGGAUUGUUGCCAUCCGUUCCACCACCCUCCGCAUUGACCAGUCCAUUCUUACUGGUGAGUCCGUCAGUGUGAUUAAGCAUACUGACCCUGUCCCCGACCCCAGAGCUGUCAACCAGGACAAGAAGAACAUGCUUUUCUCUGGCACCAACGUCGCUGCUGGCAGAGCCAUUGGCGUGGUUGUGGCUACCGGUGUCGGCACUGAGAUUGGCAAGAUCCGCGACCAGAUGGUCGCCACCGAGCAAGAGAAGACCCCCCUGCAGGCCAAGCUGGACGAGUUCGGCGAGCAGCUGUCCAAGGUCAUCUCCCUGAUCUGUGUUGCCGUGUGGGCGAUCAACAUCGGCCACUUCAACGACCCCGUCCAUGGAGGUUCCUGGAUCCGUGGUGCCGUCUACUACUUCAAGAUCGCCAUUGCCCUGGCUGUGGCCGCCAUACCUGAGGGUCUGCCCGCUGUCAUCACUACCUGCCUGGCUCUCGGUACCCGCCGUAUGGCCAAGAAGAACGCCAUUGUCCGCUCUCUGCCCUCUGUGGAGACCCUGGGUUGCACCUCCGUCAUCUGCUCUGACAAGACCGGAACCCUGACCACCAACCAGAUGUGUGUGACUAAGAUGUUCAUCAUCAAGAAUGUUGAUGGCGACCAUGUCGACCUGGACAUGUUUGACAUCUCCGGCUCCAAGUACACCCCCGAGGGAGAGGUCUCCCAGGGAGGUGCUAAGACCACCUGCGGAUCCUAUGAUGGCCUUGUUGAGCUGGCAACCAUCAGCUCCCUGUGCAAUGACUCCUCUCUGGACUACAAUGAUUCCAAGAACAUCUAUGAGAAGGUGGGUGAGGCCACCGAGACUGCCAUGUGCUGCCUGGUUGAAAAGAUGAACGUGUUCAACUCCAAAGUUACAGGCCUCUCCAAGCCUGAUAGAGCCAAUGCCUGUUGUGCUGUGAUCAAGCAGCUGAUGAAGAAGGAAUUCACCCUGGAGUUCUCCCGUGACAGGAAAUCCAUGUCUGUGUACUGCACCCCCGUCAAGGGCGAUGGUGGAGCUAAGAUGUUUGUGAAGGGUGCCCCCGAGGGUGUGAUUGACAGAUGUGCCUAUGUUCGUGUUGGCACCACCCGUGUUCCCCUGACUGGUGCCGUCAAGGACAAGAUCUUGGCUGUGAUCAAGGAAUGGGGUUGCGGCCGCGAUACCCUGCGUUGCCUGGCCCUUGCCACCCGUGACACCCCCCUGAGGGUCGAGGAGAUGAAGCUUGAGGACGCCACCAAGUUCAUUGAUUACGAGACUGACCUGACCUUCGUUGGCUGCGUUGGUAUGCUGGAUCCCCCGCGUAAGGAGGUUACGCCCGCCAUUCAGUUGUGCAAAGCUGCUGGAAUCCGCGUCAUCAUGAUCACUGGUGACAACAAGGGAACCGCAGUGGCCAUCUGCCGUCGUAUUGGCAUCUUCACGGAGGAUGAGGAUGUGACUGGAAAGGCCUUCACUGGCCGUGAGUUCGACGACCUGCCCUCAUUUGAAAUGCAAAGCGAUGCUGUCAGAAACGCUAGCUGCUACGCCCGUGUGGAGCCCUCCCACAAAUCCAAGAUCGUUGGGUUUCUGCAGGGCCAAGACGAGAUUACCGCCAUGACCGGUGAUGGUGUGAACGAUGCCCCCGCCCUGAAGAAGGCCGAGAUCGGCAUCGCCAUGGGCUCUGGCACUGCCGUUGCCAAGUCUGCCUCUGAGAUGGUCCUGGCUGACGACAACUUCUCUUCCAUCGUGUCCGCCGUCGAGGAGGGCCGCGCCAUCUACAACAACAUGAAGCAGUUCAUCCGCUACCUCAUCUCCUCCAACGUUGGUGAGGUCGUCUGUAUCUUCCUGACUGCUGCCUUGGGUCUGCCCGAGGCUCUUAUCCCCGUCCAGCUGCUGUGGGUCAACCUGGUGACUGACGGUCUGCCCGCCACCGCCCUGGGCUUCAACCCCCCCGACCUGGACAUCAUGGGCCGCCGCCCCCGUUCCGCCAAGGAGCCCCUGAUCUCCGGCUGGCUGUUCUUCAGAUACAUGGUCAUUGGAGGAUAUGUCGGUGCUGCCACUGUCGCAGCUGCCGUCUGGUGGUUCAUGUACGAUCCCACCGGCCCCGGAGUCACCUUCCACCAGCUGUCCCACUUCAUGCAGUGCCACGACGAGAACGAAGACUUCACCGGCAUUACAUGCAAGGUGUUCGAGGCCGCUCCCCCUAUGACGAUGGCCCUGUCCGUGCUGGUCACCAUCGAGAUGUCCAACGCCCUCAACAGCUUGUCUGAGAACCAGUCUCUGGUGCGCAUGCCCCCAUGGAGCAACUUGUGGCUGGUUGGAGCCAUGGCUCUCUCCAUGUCCCUCCACUUCAUGAUCAUCUACGUCGACCCCCUGCCCAUGGUCUUCAAGUUGACUCACUUGAACCUGGAGCAGUGGUUGAUUGUCCUGAAACUUUCUUUCCCUGUCAUCCUGAUUGACGAGGUGUUGAAGUUUGUCGCCCGUAACUACCUGGAGAAAAAAUAGAAAUCUAGAAGAAGAGGAAUUAGAGAGGUGGAGAGAGGGAGGACGAGGAGGAGAAAAUUGAAAAAGAGGACGAUCACAACCGAUGAAAGAGGGGCUCUUGUGAGCCAACCAAUAGAAGAGAGGGGACAAAACAGGGAAAUCAACGAGAAAACCCCCCAAUUAAAAACAUCCACAUAAAACAACCUCUGUAUAUGGAAAGAGAUUAAAUUGGAUUGGGGUUCUACCCCACCAAAACAGUAUUAAAAUAUUUAAGAUUGUAUUCAUAGAAAUAAAGUAUGUAUUAAAAAUCAAUUUUUUGUUAAACUUG